This is a messenger RNA of Saprolegnia diclina VS20, 3265 nucleotides long. RefSeq lists its product as hypothetical. The record is from RefSeq and is a predicted model, not a curated record. Bases 1 to 3246 code for a protein of 1081 amino acids. NCBI's taxonomy places the organism in Eukaryota, Oomycota, Saprolegniomycetes, Saprolegniales, Saprolegniaceae. The transcript is spliced from 16 exons. Gene Ontology annotation, molecular function: protein binding; calcium ion binding.
AUGAUGGCGCUGAGCACGGAGGACGUGAAGCGGCUCAAGUCGCGCUUCGUCCGGCCGCUCACCAUCGACGAGUUUGUCUACACCAUGACCAAAUCGCUCCACGAACACAUCCAGGACGAGCUCGAGUUUGCAAUGGCCGUCAUUGAGCUCUUUGAGACCAUUGACGUCAACGGCGACGGGUCUCUCGAGUGGGACGAAUUUGCGGGCUAUAUCAUGGACGCGGGCAUUGCCAAAGCGGAAGAGGCGAUCAGCGCGCAGUCGGCCACCAAACUCUAUACAAAACUGAGCUUCAAGGGCGAGCUCGCCAACUCGACGCAGCCGAUUACGGCCGAGCGCACGUACAUUGCGCAGCUUUUGUACCUCGCGGCCAAGAGCGCCGUCGCGUACUUUGAAGUGCACGCGGACGUGGUACAUUUGUAUGUGGUCGCCCACGAGCGCGACGCCGAGCCUCGCUUUGCCUCGACGAUUCGCCUCCACACGGCGUACCAAGCCCAUAAGGUGCUCGCGAUCGAGGAAGUGCCGACGCGAUCGAUGCUCGUCGUGUCGUCUGUGCUCCAGCAACACGGUACGAUCACGCUGUGGGACAUUGGCCGCAUUUACGGUCCCGUGCCGCUGCAGCGCGUCGAAACACCAGCGCCGCACGAGCUGCUCCUCUGGGUUCCGUCGGCCCAGCUUCUCUUGACGGCAACUGGCCACAUGAGCAAGCACCAGCACCGAAAGCCCCCAAGUCCGCUCAUCGCAGCAUACGACAUUGCAGCGCUGGCGUCCGUGGACAUGGAGGUCGACGUCAAGGGUGUGAGUGCGCUCUGCGUCGUCAAGCGCAGCACGCGCACGGCUGUGGCCUUUGGCAGCUUUAGUGGUCUCAUCACACUCCACGACCUCUCGCGCGAACACGCUGAUGUGGUGCUCGAGGCCCAUGAAAAAGGCGUCAAGGCUGUUGUUCACUCGUCCAAGUUUGCCUACCUCGCAAGCAUUGGGUUUUACUCGUUUGCAGAAGAAAGCACGAUGGAGAUCUUGAUCUGGAACGUGGACAACGGCGUCCUUGGGACGGCGUUGCGUGGGCACCAUGCAGCGCUAUGUGCCAUCACCGCCGUCGACUCGGAGAGCCACCUCCUCUCGUCCGAUGAGCUUGGCACCUGUCGCGUGUGGUCUGCCACGUCAUGGGACUGUCUACAGGUUGUGCGACAUAUAGUACAUUCUUUUGGCAUGUAUAAACAUCUACAUUCACAGCUCGUGAUGCCUGCCACAGCCCACGCCGACGCUGUCCUCCUCUGCGGCGGCAAGUGCGUCGAGUACUUUGACUGCUCGAUUACCCGCGACCGAGAAGAGUUUAUCUUUAUGGCCUUCAACGCGACGCUCAACCUCAUUACUGCCGCGACGUAUCACCGCCUGAUUCUCUGGGACGUUGGUACGGGCAAAGCCACCAAAGUAUACAACCUCCAAGUCAUUUACAACGAACGACCCGUGCGCGGAAUCACAGCCGUGUGUAUGGACGACCGCGAGCGCAAGCUAAUUGUCGGCGAUGACGCGGGCCAAAUUCUCGUCGUCAACAUGGUCAACGGCAACCUCAUGAAGGAGCUCGACCCGCACGCCCUCGCGAUCACGUCCAUAUCGUACGCGGCCAAAGCCAAGUGUGUCGUCUCGACCGCCAUGGACUCGAGCAUCCAUAUCUGCGAUGAGAACAACGCCCACGGGUAUUAUGUACCGUACGCUGGCGCGCCGCUCUCGGUGCUGUUGCGCUCAAUUCACCUCGAGGCGCCGCCACCAGCAUGCACCGUGCUUCUCUCCCAGCGCUCUCGUCCAUCGUCGGCAACGGACCUUCGACCGCGCAGCAAUAGCGGGCUGCCAUCAAGCAACCUCCAUGGCGCGCAGCUCUCGAUCGACAUUGUGACAAGCCAAGUGAGCGAAGCAUGGGAUCUCAUCGCGACGAUGGCGCAUGUCUCGGGCGCGCUUGGCGAGUGCUAUCUGCAGCUGUGGGACUUCUACUCGCCGCAACUGGUCGGGUCGUGCGUGCCUCCGCGCGUGCACUGCGGCGAGAUCAUGUGCAUCGCCUUCCUCGGCGCGCACCCCGGGCUUCUCGCGGGUUUUUCCAACGGCGACGUCUUUCUCUGGGGCGUUCGGCGGUCUGCUGCGCCGUCCCAAUGCCUCUUUGAGUUCAAGCACACGGCCAAAGGCAGCCCCAUCACGUGCCUUCAUGUUGUCGUGACGCCCGGUGCCAAGCCGGACUACUGGGUCAUUGGCGGCGACGAAGCGGGCCGCGUGACGCGGUGGACGCUCACACACGACAUGUGCGCGCGUGCGCUCCUUCCCAAGGACGCAUUGCCGCCCGAGACCAACGACGAGCCCAACGGAGCGGGCGGUCGGAGUGCUGAAGCCACGGUCGGGCGGCACACGCACAGCGAGGUGGUCUGGGAUGCGAUCCAUAAAAGCGUCAAAGCGGCCAAGUCGAUCCAGCAAAACAGCCCACCACCGACGUGCGUCUACCACGACGUGCAGUGGUCGACGGGACCGAGCGCGGUCGCCAAGCUCUCGUCGGUUCCGUGCGUCAAGGGCGGAACGUCGCUUCUCUCGUGCUCGGUUGCGGGCCAGGUCAAGGCGUGGACGAGCGACGGCGACCCGGAAGGCACGCUCGACUAUUUUGCGACACGCCGCGAACCAGUCGUCGAGCCGUGGACCGUGCCCGUGGACACGUCGUGCCGGCGCCGCGUCAAGGAAGCCCAGGCGCGCGAACUCUGCAGCAAAGUGCACCAGCUCAGCCUCGCGAUGCGCGAUCCCCGGCGCGAGGUGACGCCGCUGCCGACGCCGCAGAUGAGUUUAAGCACGAAAUCACCGCUCGGGAGCCCGAGUUUCAAGCUCACGCCGCGCACGUGCGCGCGCUUCAAGAGCUUGUCGCAGCUCGUGACGCGAAAAGGCCAAGCCAAAGACGAUGACACGGCCGCGAGCGCGCCGUUGGAUGUGGUCUUGCACGAACUCGGGCAUUUGGACGACGUCAACCGGCGCGCAACCGUCCGCAAGAAGCGGGAAAUCAAGACCGUCGAAGGGAUACUCGAGCUCCAGCGCGCCGCAUCGCUGACGCAGCUACCGUCACAGACGACGCGACUGCCGCAGCACCGGGCCCAACGCGGCCUUCUCAAGCGAACGCUCCCCAAGCUCAACACGUCGGCGGUGUCAACGACAGCAACGUCGCCGCCGCUCGAGACCGUCCUCUCGUAUCACAUGAAGCUGGCGCACUCGUGGCAGCAAUAAGAUGCUUUCUUAUCGUCUU